Molecule: messenger RNA, 5498 nt
Organism: Trichosurus vulpecula (common brushtail)
Lineage: Eukaryota; Metazoa; Chordata; Mammalia; Diprotodontia; Phalangeridae
Gene: CLSPN
Product: claspin
Biological process (GO): mitotic DNA replication checkpoint signaling; mitotic G2 DNA damage checkpoint signaling; activation of protein kinase activity
Molecular function (GO): anaphase-promoting complex binding
Source: RefSeq, a predicted model, not a curated record
GAGAAGCUCUCGUGUGUCGAAGGCCAUGGCAGGCGACGUGGCGGCUGAGCUUCACCUAGAUGUUGAAGAUCCCAAACUGAACACAAAGGAAGAAGCUGAUUCAGACAGUGGGCGGAGCAGCUGUGAAACAGGAUCUCUAGGCCAUUCCAACACAAGAAGUACACCCCUGGUUGAAAGAGACUCAGAUGAAGAGAUCUUUGUGAGUAAGCAAUUGAAACGUAACAAGUUCCUCUUGCAGGACAGUGACAGUGAAGAAGAUGACAGAGAUGUCCUUCCUAAGAAGGCUGACUAUGACAAUACAGAGGUGGAAAGUGGGGAGAAUAAAGAAAACAUAUAUGCAGGAAAAAAAGGAAAAGCCAGAAAGAUUUACCAGGCUCUGAGGGACAGUGAUGAGAGUGACGUUGGAGAACCACCGUACCAGAAGAACCUUGACAGUCGGAUGAUGGCUCCUUUGGCUGAAAGUACCUUGGAUCUGGGUUCCCAAUCCCCGAAGUCUAUACCCUCACCAGCAGGUGCCAGGAAAAGGUUCAAACAACGUACUCAGGAUAAAGAAGAUGCUGGAGGGAAAAGAAAAGGGAGAUCACAGAGGAGGCUUGAGAAGGAAGCCAAAAAGAUGGAAGUGAUUAGUCGGCUGAAAAAAAAGGAAAAUAAAAAAGAGGAAGGUGAAACCAAGCAACUAUUCAACGACAGUGGCUGUCUUCUUGGGGACAAUGAUCUUUUUGAGACUGGAUUGGAGGAAGAAAAUGAUCCCCCACUGGAAGAUGAAGUAUCGUUAGAAUCAAUACGAGCUUCUGUGAAAGGGAAAGUCAAAAAGCACAAGAAAAAGGAGCUGUCUUUGGAAAGUGGGGGCUGUUCAUUUGAAGAUGAAAAGGAGCUGUCAAAAGGAAUGAUAAGAAAGGAGAGGAAGGCAGCCAAGCUAAGUAAGGAAGCUAUGAAAAGACUACAUAGUGAGACCCAACGCCUUAUUCGAGAGUCUGCGCUCUCUCUUCCCUAUCAUAUGCCUGAAAACAAAACCAUUCAUGACUUCUUCAAAUGCAAGCCGCGACCUUCUGGCCAGGGAAGUGCCAUGGCACUGCUGAAGUCAUCUAAGUAUCAGGCAAACCUCAGCAAAGAAAUCAGCACCACUACUAACCCAAGUGAUAGUAGCAGUGCCAGCCACACCAAAGGCUCUAACCAGAAGAUGGGCCUUGAACCGGAAAGUGAGAACAGCCCACUCCCUUUAGCUCCUGACGCUCCACAGACCCUUGCUGACUCUGCUGACCAGCCUGCUUGUGAAGAUAUGACAAAAGAUGAGCCAGGAUGUUACAGGGAUUGGGGACAGAAGGAAGACUUGGAGGCCACUGUGAGCCCUUCAUUCAAGGAUGCUUCAGAGCAUCAGCAGGAAUCCGGUGUCUUCAGUAAGGGGCUGGAACAGAUGGAGGCUAGGGCCCCUAUAGCAUUCGAACUCCGUGUUCUGGAGGAAGAGAAAGAGCCACAGGAUCCUAAUGAAACAAAGGCAAAGGUAGAUGAGGUCAGGCAGCAAGCUACAGUAACAGCCCCAGUUCCAUCAGAAAAAGGAAGGAAGGUCACACUGGAUAAACUUCAGCGACUGGGAGUAGAUCUCUCCAUUAAGCCAAGGUUGGGGGCUGAUGAAGAUUCUUUUGUGACUCUCGAUGAGCCUGAAACCAAUAGAGAAUUGGAAGCUUUGAAGGAGCGUUUCUGGAAGCAUGCGUGUCCCACAGCCAAGGCCCAAACUGUGUCCGAACGAAAGAUGAACCUGAACAUUAUAGUAAAGGAAACAGCUGCUGAUGGCAAGGAAGAGCUGAAGGCUGAUGUGGUCCCCCUGACUUUGGCAACAGAGAAAUUAGACGGAGUGAGCUAUGCAAAGCCAGGUGAGAAGCUACAGGUGCUGAAAGCAAAACUCCAGGAAGCAAUGAAACUCCGAAGACUUGAGGAGCGCCAAAAGAGGCAGGCGCUGUUCAAGCUGGAUAAUGAGGAUGGGUUUGAGGAAGAGGAAGAAGAGGAGGAGGAGGAGGAGGAGGAGGAAGAGAUGACAGAUGAAUCAGAGAAGGAAGAGGAGGAGGAGGAGGAGGAGGAAGGCAAUCAGGAGACAGGAGAAUUUCUUCUUGAUGAUGAAGAGGUAGAAGACAAGGAUAUGAAAGAAGAAGAUAAAGAAAUGGAUAAGGAGAACAUGGCUGAUAGCACAGAAACUUUCAAGGUCAUUGAUUGUAGCUCUAUUCCUAAGCCUCCCACUCUGGAAUCCACUUUGCUCCUAUUCAAAGACAGCUCCUCCAAAAUGGGAUACUUUCCAGCUGAAGAAAAAUCUGAGACUAAUGAAAGCACAGGCAAAAGACCUAGUAAACUAGAAGAAGAUGAUUCAUGCUCUUUGCUAACAAAGGAGAGCAGCCACAACAGCAGCUUUGAGAUGAUCGGCUCCAUGAUUGCUCCCUAUCAGCCUUGCAACAAGCAGUCGGGCCGUGGCACCAGCUUCUUCCAUGGGCUGGGGGGAUUCCGAUCCCCCUCCCCUGGGUUGUUUCGACCAAGUUUGAUCAGCUCUACUUCCAAGAGUUCAGGGAAGCUGUCUGAGCCUUCCCUUCCCAUAGAGGAUUCCCAGGAGCUGUAUAACGCCUCCCCGGAGCCGAAAACUCUCUUCCUGGGAGCAGGAGACUUCCAGUUCUGUUUAGAAGAUGGCACUCAGAGCCAACUGUUAGAUGCAGAUGGGUUCUUAAACGUGGGGAAUCACCGAAAUAAAUACCAGGCUUUGAAACCACGGGUGCCAUUGGCCAGUAUGGAUGAGAAUGCCAUGGAUGCCAACAUGGACGAGUUGUUGGAUUUAUGUACAGGAAAGUUCAAAUCUCAGGAUGAAAAACCUUUGCCUGAGAAGGAUGACAGAAAGGAGGACAUGGAGGAACUUCUGGGUCUUUGUUCAGGGAAAUUCACUUCUCAGGGUUCUUCAACUCCUGCUCCUUCAGAGUCUUCCAAGCAGGAGAAGGAGAUGAACAUUGAUGAUCCGAUGGCUGAAGCCCUGGCUCUUUGUUCAGGCUCCUUCCCAACAGACAGGGAACAGGAAGGUGAAGAAGAAGAGGAGGAGUUUGGUGAUUUUCAGCUUGUCACUGAUAGCAAUGUGUUUGAUAGUGAAGAAGGGGAGCAUUCUGAAUCUGACAGUGAAGCUUCUGGAGCACAGGAAGAUGAUAAUGAAGAUUCUGAAGCCCAGGAGGAUGAUGAUGAAGCUUCUGAACUGGAAGCCCAUGAGGAAGAAGAUGAUGAUGAGGAAGAACUCUUGAAGCAGUCUGAAAGACAAAAAAGGCAAAUGAGGCUGAAGAAGUACCUGGAGGAUGAGGCAGAGGUGUCAGGGAGUGAAGUGGGAAGUGAGGAUGAGUACGAUGGGGAAGAGAUCAAUGAAUACGAAGAAGAUGUAAUUGAUGAAGAGCUUCCUUCAGAUGAAGAACUGCAGGAUCAGGUCAACAAAAUACACAUGAAAGCCAUGUUGGAUGAUGACAAACGACAGCUGCGCUUAUACCAGGAGAGGUACCUUGCUGACGGAGACCUGCACAGUGACGGCCCUGGACGAAUGAGGAAAUUCCGUUGGAAAAACAUAGACGAUGCUUCGCAGAUGGACAUGUUUCACAGAGACUCUGAUGAGGAUCAGAAUGACGAACAAUUUGAUGAAACAGAAGCCAAAUGGAGGAAAGAGCGGAUUGAGCGAGAACAGUGGCUUCGGGACCAGGCUCAGCAGGGGAAAAUUACAACUGACGAGGAAGAUCAGAUUGGAGAAGAGAGUCAGUUUAUGAUGCUGGCUAAGAAAGCCACUGCCAAGGCACUUCAGAAGAAAGCCAACCGUGUCACUGUUGCUCAGGAAGCAAAAACCUUGCCCAGGAGCCCCUUUGAAGCCAUCAGGCCUGGAAGUGCCCCCCAGCUAAGGACAGGCUCACUGCUGAAUCAGCCCAAAACUCUGCUCCAGAAGCUGUCAACCCUCUCUGACCUCAACCCUAGUGCUCCCCGAAACUCCAGGAAUUUUGUCUUCCACACACUCUCCCCAGUCAAGAAUGAGGAGGCAAAGGAGCCUUCUAAGCCUCAGGUGAAGAGAAAGGGCCUGUCUUUGUCCUCCCCAUCUCCCAAGCACCUCAAAGCAGACAGCACUUUAGGAUCAAGCCGGAGCAUCUUUAAGUACUUGGAAAGCUAACUUUGUCGGGAUUUGGUGCCAACAGCCAGCUUGAGCCUGAAGAGUCAGAAUCAGAAGCCGUCUUGGGACAUUCCUGGCACCAAGGGUUGGGAUGGAUUUCUUCUCCAACCUUCUCUCCUCUUUUCCCAGUCAGCACAUUAGGAAGAAACUUUGAGGGCUGAACCCAGAACUUUCUGCAUGCACAUCUUGCCUUUGCUGCCGUAUCAGGCUCCAGAUUGGCCGCAGGUCUGCUGCUGCAGUGAAUGUUGGCUCUGAGACAAGCUGCUCAAGCUGUCCUCCCUCUGUUCGGUGCCCAAUAGACCAUGUCCAGACAGAGGCCUACACUGACAGGAGGGGGAAGGUAGAGAGGGAGAUUAUAAUUUAAAGAAGUGUGGUAUUGAGGAAGAAAUCAGUAUUAAUAACAGUGGCAGUGGUAGUCACCAUGGUAGAAUUCUGUUUCUUUCCAAAAAGAUCCAGGGGAAUAGACCUUCAGAGACUAGUCUUAUAGAUGACAUUGAACCCCUCUGUUCCUCUACACACAUACACACCCUUAUUCCUCUCCUUAAAUCAGCUCGAAAUUUCUAGAAAUUUACCUUUGCUGUUUUUAUGGUACAAUCUUGAAAAAGAUUCUUCUCCUGACACUCAGGCCCUCACCUGGUGGGGGUGAGAUUGAUAGGGAGGGGUAAUAGGGCAAAGGCAGGGUAAUAUUUCAAGUUUAGUGGCAAGCAGCAAGGAGAACCUUGCUCCUUUUUCCGUUAAAUUCCCAUCAAGAUAGGAAAUCUUUUCACCUGGGCCAAAAAUCACCCUUCCUUGGUCAGAAGAGGUUUGUCCAGGCUUCCUCCUCAUUCCCCAGAGGAGAAUCUUCCCGUUUACUUGAUUGUAUUUUUCCAGGACUGAAUGUGUGGCCCUCCACUGACCAGGGUAGUGGCAUUUUUAUCUUUAAUUAAUCUGAGAGAUAGUCACUAUGCCCUUCCUGCCAUAGAUAAGUUUUCUCUUGCCAAACUGUAGGAGCUUUGUGGUUGAAGAGGACUGUCCUUCUCCUCUCUUAGCCACCCAAGGUUCCCAGAGCUUUUCCCUGAUUUGAGGAGCUGGGCUUACCCCUAAGAGAAAACCUCCGAGUGCUUGGGAAGGUGGCUCAGACUGAGCUAUUCCAUCCAGGGAAGAGAUCCCUCCUACACGUUAGUUCAGCUGGCAUCGUUAGGUCUGGGGGUUUCUUUCAGCACUUUCCAGCACUGAUGAUGCUGAAGUCAUGUGGCAAAGAAAGCUAUUUGUAUAUUUGUAAUUUUAUGGGAGGGGGGGAGAUGUAUAGAAAUGUCUUAAUGCAGAUAUAGUUUGUAAUAAAUGUCAAUGUGUAUGA